This is a messenger RNA of Thlaspi arvense, 405 nucleotides long. NCBI's taxonomy places the organism in Eukaryota, Viridiplantae, Streptophyta, Magnoliopsida, Brassicales, Brassicaceae. The record is from the annotation of a GenBank genome assembly.
AUGCAGUCGAUGAAGGAGACGGCGGCGAACAUCGGAGCGUCGGCCAAGUCCGGCAUGGAGAAAACCAAAGCCACCCUCCAAGAAAAGGCGGAGAAGAUGACGACGAGAGACCCGUUACAGAAAGAAAUGGCGGAGAGAAAGAAAGAGGAUAGGAUUACUGAGGCGGAGCUUAGAAAGCAGGAGGAGAUGAACCGUAACGCGGCGGCGAGGAGGUCCGAGACAUAUAGCCACUCGUCCACCGGCGAGCCAGUCGGAAUGCACCAUAUGUCGGCGUUGCCCGGACACGGGACCGGGGAGCCGGCUGGGCAGGUUGUGGAGGGGUGGUUCCUUCGCACCCGAUUGGUACGGCCACCGGCACCCAGCGCAGCUCCGCCGCCGACAACGCCCAAUCCGGGGCCGCCAUAA